Molecule: messenger RNA, 1464 nt
Organism: Cucurbitaria berberidis CBS 394.84
Lineage: Eukaryota; Fungi; Ascomycota; Dothideomycetes; Pleosporales; Cucurbitariaceae
Exons: 3
Coding region: 1-1464 (487 amino acids)
Biological process (GO): regulation of transcription by RNA polymerase II
Molecular function (GO): DNA-binding transcription factor activity, RNA polymerase II-specific; RNA polymerase II cis-regulatory region sequence-specific DNA binding
Source: RefSeq, a predicted model, not a curated record
AUGACAGCCUUACAAUCCUCUGAGAGGUCAUUGGGUAACGUGGUUGCUGCGGUAAGUCAUGUCUACGAAUGUCCUCCUACUACUUUCCCAUCUUCUUCGCCAUGCGCCUUCUCUCCCGACCCUACUCCUCUACACCCGCCGAUCCAACCCAAGUAUUUCCCUGCCCCCGCCCACUUUGGACUUUAUGAGCAGCCGCCAUCCAUGAGCGGAAGCAGCUCCGAGGCCCACAGAGACGCACCUUCAAUGCACUACAUCCAACUCCCUGCUGUGGAUAGCGAAGGGCCUCCUCAUUUACCGGAGCAUUUUCGCCCUUCUCCUCUCAUUCCUAUCAGACGACCAGGCUCAACAGGAUUAUCGAGAAUGUCUCCUGGCCCACGUUUGCGUAAUAGGAAAUCGCGCACGCUGAGCCCAGGUCCCAGGGGGAAUGCCUACGACGAGCCCGAAUCUGCAUAUCCCCGCGCCCGAGAAGUCAAUAGCAAGGUGCCCUACUUGAACAACACUCUGACCGACGAACAGACCCAUCAUAUGCGCCAUUCUCCACCCAUUCAGCCCGGUGAACAGAACUUCCCAGGGAAGCUACCUUCAUUUUCCGAGUUUCUCAAUACUACCAGAGCAAAUACCCCACCUCACACGCCAUCGUGCCGCAACAGCUCAGCUGCUGGCUCCCCACAAGCGAAGCCGCAUUUCGACGAGGUAGCGUGGGUCGACGGGAAGCGCAGGCGCGUCGACACACUUGGAGACAUCUAUGCACGCCCCCCCGCCGAGCGACCGCCUGUCGAUCCCCGGCGUAUGAGUAGUGCUAUCGAUCCUGCUCUUGUCAACUACGGCUCUUCUCAACUUGGGCAGCACAGAGGAGCGCAAGGACCAGUGCCUGUGCAUCAUCGUCCGAGUCACUCUUUUCCGCCUCCCCCGCACCGAUCAAUUCAAUCAGGUGCACAAUUUCGUCACCAGUCAACCCCGCCAGUUUCUCAAGGCAGCACAAUCUAUACGCAGCAAACCCCACGCCAAAGCACAAUCGCCCAAAGUACCUACCCUCAAUCCAUGGUACCACAGGGUGCAAUGUACGAUCAUAGGCCCAGCUACUACCAGGAACCGCAAGGCGGAGCCUACGGAUACGAGAGAUCGCACGACUCGUACUAUAAUCAACCAUCUUACCCAGGCCCGCCUCAACCAAGCCACGAUAACGUGUACGGGGACAGCUUUCGCUUCCAAACCCAUGUCGGCAUAGAUCAGAACUACAACAGAAAGCGCCGGGGCAACUUGCCAAAGGACGCUACGAACACACUCAAGGAAUGGUUCGCCGCUAAUCGAGCAUCUCCGUAUCCCACCGAAGAUCAAAAGCUUGAGCUGUGCGACCGGACCGGGUUGAGUUUAAAUCAGGUGUCCAACUGGUUCAUCAAUGCCCGCCGUCGAGCCCCACAAAAGGAGCUGCGUGAACGCGAGGCCAAUAACCCAGAGACCUAA